AGUUAGCAUUAGAGUUCUUCUUCGUUGGCGGACAUACUCGGCAGCUCCGACGCGCCAUCACGGGAUUAGACGUCCGACGAUUUUUAACAGCAUAAAUAAAUAAAACCCGACACUUUCACACGGUGCAACUUGUGAGACGACAACAUAACGUUAUAUCCGUUAAGUUUGUCCUCAACUCGGAUAAGAAAGUUUAUUAUCCGCCCGCGAAGAACGAAUUCAGUCAACUGUUAGCUUGUGACGUUGUUAGCUGCGGAGGAAUUUCACAGCCUGUUUAUGUUUUCGCCACUUCAGAGAAAUGUUGGACGGAUCUUCGGUUCACAGCGGUGAGGCCAACAUCGGCAACGUCGAAAACAACAACCCGAUCACCGGCAGCGAUGGGGUGAACACGGGAAACAAGGCGAGACCGGCGGUACUGAAGAAAGGAGGGAAGAAGCUGCGGCCGCUACAUCACCAGAAACCUCCGCGAAACAACCUCAACAUCCGCCUGACCGACAACAACAACAACAGUCUGACGGCUUCAUCCGCAGCUCAGCCCGGUACCGAGCUGCCUGCCGGUACCGAGACCGUACUGAACCUCCGUCAUCUCAAACCGGGAGCCAGGAAAGAGCUGCUGAAAUCUAAAGGUGGCAGAUCGGAGCGAGGGCCGGCGCCGUCAGGAGGCCAACCAGCCCGCGGCCCGGUCGGACACGAACAAAUCAGCCAAAAUGUGAACGUUCGGAGCCACAAGCAGGGCCAAAGCAUCGGGGCUCCUCACGCCUCCAGGAAGAAAGACAACGGCAGCCCGAACAAGCCCUCCUCCCCCCACCAGCCCGCGCUCCGAGAGCAGAAGAAACCCCUCCACGCGUCCAACAACUUGAAGAUCUUCAACGCGCCGCCCGCCGAAGCCGCGCCCGAAUACCUCAAAGACGGCGAGAAGGUGUACGCUGGAGCCAAGUUCAGUGAGCCGCCCUCACCCAGUGUCUUACCUAAACCGCCCAGUCACUGGGUCGGAGAAAACGAGCCUCAACAGAGCAACCAAAGCCGAGAGCAAAUGACUGUUCAUUUAAAGUCGCUGCUGAAGGUUCAAGAUAAAGCGUGACGGCGAGUGCGGAGUCCCGACGGAUAUCACCGAUUGCCAACAACUGGAAAAUUAGUAAUGAGAUAAAUUAAGUUUGGCCUUUAACACAUUGCAAUACAAUGUAGGGAGUUUUUAUUAACUGUAGUACAUUUUCCUGUAAUAAGCCAGCACGCUGCCUGCAUUUGUAAACAGUUCGGAGCCUCCUUGUUGUUGCUGGAGAUCAGACUGACAUGCUGUGUAUGUCGGUCCUUAAUCAGAUAUUUACUGCCUUCUCUUUGACAGGAGAAAUAAGAGAGUAAGAUGUUUUUGUGAUUUGAAAUUUAUGAGAAAACAAAUGGUUACUAUUAAAAAAAAAAGAAAAAGUGAAGGUAUGAAAGUGCGGCGGGAGGCUGAAGUCGUCUCCAGCAGCAACACGAUCAGUGUCUCGAUGUUUGCAAAGCGAUGAAGGCUCUUUCUCUGUGAAUAGUUUUGAAAAGGCAGCCUCGCGUCGAUCGACUUUUUAAAAGAGCUCGUGUAAAUGUACAUAAUAUAUUUGUGUAUAUUUUUCCUCGUUAUUUUAACUGAGAUUCUAGUUUUGUUACUGAGGUUUUUUUUUUUCCAAAAAAAAAAAAAAAAAAAAAAAAAAAAAAAGUCCCCUGCGAACUGAGGCACUUUGUAAACAGCUCCUUCAGCGUGAGGUACAGUGGACGUAAGAAAGACUUUUUCUUACCGAUUUGCACUGAAAACUAAAAUCGGGAAGGGCGGGAAACCUGACUUUGAGGUUCCGAAGCUUGAGCGGCCACUCCGAUGAAUUCACCAGCCAGAUUAAAGCACAGGAGAGGACUUUCACAUCUCGGCUGGUUACUUUCAAAACGGCCCCCCCGAUAGCGGACGAACCCAAAGUCAACGGGUAAAGUUUACCAGCCGUCGACUGGUGGCUGAAUCUUCCUUCCCUGAACCUGAACACGGGUCCAGCCGGUGGAAAAAGCCAAGAGUCAAAUCAGGGACUGUGAAGCUGGCGAGGCCGUCGGAGCCUCAGCGAACUGAAGAGAAGAUGGCCGUGUGAAAAGUCUCCAAACCAGCUGCUGCAGAAAGCCAGUAUCCAGCAUCCAGACCGCUGUUUCUUUUUUUUUUUUUUUUAAACUUCAUUGCACUGACUUAAGAGUACGUCCACAUUAAACCGGCUCAAUUUUAAAAAAAAAUCUUUGCUCUCUUGUGUUUCUGCCUUCCGUCCACAACAAGUCGGCGUCUUUCUCACCCAACGAGACGAGACGAACACCUGCCCGGUCAUCGUUAUCACAUCACUCAUUUUAAAUGUCAGUAUAGCUGAUCAACAACACAGCUGUUGUCACUUAACUGUAUUUCUUUUUUCCUUUUUUUUGUC
Molecule: messenger RNA, 2420 nt
Organism: Thunnus maccoyii (southern bluefin tuna)
Lineage: Eukaryota; Metazoa; Chordata; Actinopteri; Scombriformes; Scombridae
Gene: pnrc1
Product: proline-rich nuclear receptor coactivator 1
Exons: 2
Coding region: 296-1078 (260 amino acids)
Biological process (GO): nuclear-transcribed mRNA catabolic process, nonsense-mediated decay
Cellular component (GO): nucleus; P-body
Source: RefSeq, a predicted model, not a curated record